Molecule: messenger RNA, 2022 nt
Organism: Bactrocera tryoni
Lineage: Eukaryota; Metazoa; Arthropoda; Insecta; Diptera; Tephritidae
Product: sodium-independent sulfate anion transporter-like
Exons: 5
Coding region: 1-2022 (673 amino acids)
Biological process (GO): transmembrane transport
Cellular component (GO): membrane
Molecular function (GO): sulfate transmembrane transporter activity
Source: RefSeq, a predicted model, not a curated record
AUGUCAAGUGUAGAAACGGCAGAAGAAUUCAAAACGCGAUCACAAGUCGACCAACCGUUCGAGGCACAAUUUAAUGGAUCCACCGAGUUCAUACUUGUCACAGAUCAUCAAACACCUGAGAAGAAGCGAAACUUUGGAGAGUUCUGUGCAACCGGGUUGAAGAAUGUCUUUCGUAAGAAGACACUUUACAAACGACUGCCGAUCUUGAAUUGGUUGCCACAUUACAAUCGUGAAGAUGCCAUCGGUGAUAUCAUUGCAGGCAUAACUGUCGGUUUAACGGUCAUACCGCAGGGCUUAGCAUACUCGGGCGUCGCUGGCUUGCCGACACAGUACGGUCUUUACGGCGCCUUUAUGGGUUGCUUUGCCUAUGUCAUAUUCGGCACCUGCAAGGACAGCACAGUCGGUUCGACGGCCAUUGCAUCACUUAUGGUUUUUCAGUUCGCCAAAGGAGUCUGGCAAAGAGCGAUCUUGCUCACAUUCCUCACCGGCAUCAUCGAAAUACUCAUGGCGCUCUUUCGGCUAAGUUUCAUAAUAGAGUUUGUAUCAGGGCCGGUGAGUGCGGGUUUCACAAGCGCCAUUGCGUUCAUCAUAACCACAUCACAAAUAAAAGAUAUAAUUGGUGUUAAAAAUGCCAAAGGCAUAACAUUUUUGGAGCGUUGGAUCAGCAUGAUCAAUGACAUAGGGAAUAUACGCAUAGCAGAUACGAUUCUCGGUUGUAGCUGCGUUGUCAUCUUGAUGUUGAUGCGCUCCUUAGGCAAUAUUAAGGUGGGUCCAAAACAUAAUCGCCGAUGGUAUCAUAUUUUGGUGACCAAGCUAUUGUGGUUCUUUGGCGUAUCGCGAAAUGCAACGCUGGUGAUCGUUUGUGCGACAGCAAGCAUGUACAUGCAGGAGCGGGGUAUGAAUUAUUUCCGGUUGACAGGCUACAUACCUGGUGGCUUGCCCGAAUUUAGACUACCUCCUUUCUCCAUUGAAGGAACGCCGGGUAAUGAAACCACCGGUGAGCCAGCAGUAGAAGCUGAGUCUUUCUUUGAGAUGGUUAAUAAUAUGGGCUAUGGUCUGAUCAUUGUGCCACUCGUCGCCUUAAUGGAGAACAUCGCCGCUUGUAAGGCUCUUGCGAAGGGAAAACCUAUUGACACAGCCCAAGAGCUGAUCGCUAUGGGUGUUGCAAACGUGGCCAAUUCAUUUUUCCAAGGUUAUCGGGCCAACGGCGGUCUCGCACGCUCGGCUGUCAAUAAAGCCAGUGGCGUACGCACGCCCUUGGGCAAUAUGUACAUCGGCGCCAUUGUGGUCUUCGCUCUGCUCUAUCUAACUGACUUUUUCUACUACAUUCCAAAAGCUGCAUUGGCGUCCGUCAUUAUUUCGGCCGUGAUCUUCCAAGUGCAGUACCAAGUGAUUGUGCCAAUGUGGCGCAGUAAGCGUACGGAUUUGAUUCCGUAUUUCGUCGCCUUCAUUGCUUGCUUGGUUAUGCCGCUAGAGCUGGGGAUUCUCGCGGCAAUAGGCGUAAAUCUUAUGUUUAUUUUAUAUCACUCCGCGCGUCCGAAAGUUCGCUUGGAGACACUUGAGACGCAAGAAGGCUUGAAAUUCCUGAAACUCACACCGGAUCGUUGCCUCAUCUUUCCAUCAGUUGAGUUUGUACGCAACCUGGUGCUGAAGUUCGGCAACAAAACCACAUUGCCCGUGGUCAUCGAUUGCACUUACAUCUAUGGCGCUGACUACACUGCCGCCAAAGUGAUCUCUUCUCUGAUCGAAGAUUUCAAACGACGUAACCAAAAAAUUAUCUUCUAUAAUUUGAAACCAAAUGUUGUGCAAAUCUUUGAUGGUCUGAAUAUUAGCCUAACAUUGUGCUAUAACACUGACGCACUGACCCAGGCGCUGAGGGAGAAUCAAAAUGGCGCCAUGUCGAAACCGCCUGUAGACAAUUACGUAGAGGCUGGUAAUAGAAGUAGCAACGCGACCUUAAACUCCACACUUACCAUCGAUGUGGCCAGCAUUGAGAAUCCUGAGAAUACAACCAAGUUGUAA